Molecule: messenger RNA, 3968 nt
Organism: Toxotes jaculatrix (banded archerfish)
Lineage: Eukaryota; Metazoa; Chordata; Actinopteri; Toxotidae
Product: unconventional myosin-XIX
Exons: 24
Coding region: 182-3094 (970 amino acids)
Biological process (GO): actin filament organization; vesicle transport along actin filament
Cellular component (GO): vesicle; cytoplasm; myosin complex
Molecular function (GO): microfilament motor activity; ATP binding; actin filament binding
Source: RefSeq, a predicted model, not a curated record
GGCAGAAGGCAGUCGGGAAGUUGUUGUCCUUGAGGAAUUCAUGUCGGUAAUGGAAAAUGCCAUGGUUCGGGACCGCAGACUAGAAUAACCACAACCCGUCUUAAGCGGAUUUUUAGAAAUAGUUCUUUUCAAAGUUUUUCUGCCGAGUUUUAAAACAGACACGAGGGUCACGGUGAAAUCAAUGAGUUCUGCGGACGACCGACGAAACGUUAGAGCAGGACACAGAAAUGGAGGGGGGACGGUGAAAGGAUUUAUCCACAAAGACCGUUCUCCUCACGCGUCCCUCAAUGAUUCACUGGAUGGAGAAGUUCAGGCUUUCCUCACUGAUGAAGACCAACUCCACACUUAUGACGACCUCACUAAAGUCAACCCUGUGACCCCUACUACAGUGCUGAAAUGCCUGCAGGCCAGGUACAGUGUGAAGGUGUUUUACACCCAUGCUGGCUGCACCUUGGUGGCUCUCAACCCUUUCCAGCCAAUCCCAGGCCUCUACUCUCUGGAUGUGAUGAGGGAGUAUCACUAUGCUCCUCAGCCCCAGGAUUUCAAACCACAUAUCUUUAUUGUGGCAGAAGAAGCCUACAGGAACGUUCAGGGUCAGCUGGAGCCAGUGAACCAGUCCUUGGUGGUCAGUGGUGAGAGCGGUGCAGGAAAGACAUGGACGUCUCGUUGCCUGAUGAAAUACUACGCCACUGUGGCGGCCUCCUCCUCGGUGGUGAAGAGCCAGGACACAGUGGAGAGGAUAGAGAGGAGGGUGCUGGACUCCAACCCCAUCAUGGAAGCGUUUGGAAAUGCCUGCACGCUACGGAACAACAACAGCAGCCGCUUUGGAAAGUACAUCCAGCUCCAGUUAGACAGGUGUCAGCUGUUAGUGGGGGCGUCUGUCCAAACAUAUUUGCUGGAGAAGACCAGGGUGGCCUGCCAACCGGCGAACGAGAGGAACUUCCACAUCUUUUACCAGAUGAUGAAAGGGGCAACAGAUGAGCAGAGGAAGGAGUGGAAGAUGCCACAUGGCCAACAUUUUGUGUGGCUGCCAAAGGCUGAAAAAACAAUUGAGGAGGAUUGUUUUCAUGAGACUCUCGAGGCAAUGGUUCAUCUGGGCAUUAACACAGAAAGGCAGGGACAAAUAUUCAGGAUAUUAGCAGGACUUCUGCAGCUGGGGAAUGUGAAUUUCUCCUCUUCAACAGAUGAAUCACAACCUUGUAACGUAGAUGAACAGUCUAAAGACUUCUUGCAGAGGGCUGCUGAGCUGCUGUGUGUCCCUGCUGCCGAGCUUCAGAUGUGUUUAAGAGUGAGGACCCUGAAGGCAGGGAGGCAGAGUGUGCUCAAGCCCUGUUCCCAGGCAGAGUGCGGCAUGAGGAGAGACUGCCUGGCCAAGGUCAUCUACGCCCAAUUAUUUGAGUGGCUGGUAACAUUCAUCAACAACAGCAUAUGUGCAGACAAAUCCUCAUGGUGCAACUUCAUAGGAGUCCUAGAUGUGUACGGGUUCGAGUGUUUCCAGAUCAAUAACCUGGAGCAGCUGUGCAUCAACUACGCCAACGAGAAACUGCAGCAGCACUUUGUGGCCCAUUAUCUCAAAGCUCAGCAGGAGGAGUAUGUCUCAGAGGGGUUGCACUGGUCCUUUGUCAAAUACCAAGACAACCAAAGCUGUCUGGAUCUUAUAGAGGGGAGCCCAGUCAGUGUGUUCUCUCUUCUUAACGAGGAGAGUCGUCUGAAUCGAGCCUCAGAUGCGAAGACGUUCAGGGUACGUUUGGAGAAGGAGCUCUGUGAUAAUGUCAACAUCAGCUGGGACAAGUUCAGCAAGGUGCCACACUUCACUGUGGCCCAUUACGCUGGCAAAGUCAACUAUCAGAUAGAGGGCAUGGUGGAGAAGAACAAGGACCCAGUGCCACCAGAGCUCAUCAGUCUGCUUCAGAAGUCUGAUAACUCCCUGCUUCACCAGAUAUUCACUGACAAGGAAACUGAGAACCUGACGACCAAGGGGCUCAGUAAAGUCACUGUGGUCUCCAAGUUCAAGAACUCUCUGGAGAGCCUGAUGAGGAUCCUCCACAUCACAACUCCUCAUUACACUCGCUGCAUCAAACCGAACCCAGAGUGCAAGCCGCUGACCUUCAAAAAGGAGGAGGUUAUCAUGCAGCUGCAGGCCUGUGGGAUUGUGGAGACCAUACACAUUAGUGCUGCCGGUUUUCCAAUAAGAAUUCCUUUCAGAAGCUUCAUGCAGCGUUACGGGCUGAUUGCAAAAUAUUCAAGGUUCAAGUCAGAGAGUCAUUGUGUUGUUGACCUGGAGACUGACAGCAAUGAAAUUCUUCGGCCAGAGGUGGAGAAGCUCCUCAGGGUGGUGUUACAAGACCCGGCUUUAGGCCCCUCAUACUGCCUUGACAGUGGAAAACACAAUUCAGUGGUGCACUGCGGAAGGACUAAAGUUUUUCUCACCCAGUCAAUGCUAGAUUUGCUGGAGGAUCAGAGGAAGAAGAUCCUGUCUCAGUGCGCCUUCUCCAUUCAGUGCUGCUGGCUGCGGUAUCAGCGCCGCAGACUCCACGCCCGUCGGAAGUCUGCUACUCUGAUCCAAGCAGUGGUGCGGUCCUGGUUGGUCAGGAGGCAGGUCCAGAGAUGGAACAGAGCGGCUGCAGUCAUCCAGGACACCUGGAGAAAGUGGAGGGCUCUGUUGAAAUCCUUGGCUGAGGCAGAACUUGAUGAUGCAAAGGACCUUGUGGAGGAGGACGUGCCUGCAUUGAACUCUGUUAUCAGGGAGCGGGGCUCGGUGCAGCUCUCCACCAUCCAGGAGCCUGUCACGGUGCGAGGUUGGCCCAUGGGCCUGGCUCUGGCCUCGGCCCCGUCCAUCACCGUGUCUCUGACAGCCACGGGCUUCCAGAAGAUGAUGUCUGUGAUGGCCUCGCUCAACCUGCCCUCCAGGAGAGGGGAGUACAAGGUGGAGACCAACCAGUAUACGCAGGGGCUCGCCUCCAUACGGGCUCAACCCAAGGGAUCUGUAAAGCUGCACUGUCAGCGAUCUCCACUUCUCUAUGCUGACAGGCAACCAGACCUGAAGACCGCCGUGAGCGGGUUCAAUGAGAUCCUUCUCGAGAAAACUUUGUAAGAGUUCUUUCUUUUCAGAACACUAAAGGCUGAUUUCAUGGAUCUGGAUAAAAGAUAAUCUGACACAGUGGGAACAAACCUGCUAUUUCAUGCAGCCAUUUUGCUUGUUUCUGUAUCUAACUUAGAACAGUAACCAUUUUUUUAAGGAUGCCAAACUUCAUCUUACUCAGUGUUACUCAAGGAGGCAAAGGACUUGCAAAACUUGCACCUUUGCAUAAUAAAUAUUUUUAACCUAACUGGGGGUCAGGUAAGCAGUGUGCUACAAGCUUGAUUUUAUUAUCACAAAUCAUCUUUAGUGGCUUUAAGGUGCAAGAAUCAAGUUAAAUUCAAAAUCUCUGUCAGUGGACUGUUGCGAUAAGGCGAGUAAGAUUUCUUCAACCUUUGUGUUUCACAUAUUGAAAAUAAUGAUUGGGGUGUGAGUUGUCAUUUUAAAAAUGAGUCCCUUUCUUCAGAAUGGAAAUUACAUGGCACAGUCACAGCACCUUUAAAAACAGACGACUGCAGGUUUAUAUCUCAUUAUUGCGUCUCUGGAUCAUCUGACUGUCAGUCAUAGCGUUGGGUGUUUGAUAAGUGCCUUUUUUUUAUCUACACUCAAAAAAAAACAAACAGGCUAUAUGUAUUUAUUUAAAGGUGAUUAUUUAUGUGUGAUUUCAUUGAUGUAUUUUCAGGUGUAAAAGCACAGUGGUGAUUCAGCUGCACGCUUGAUUGUAGGUGUUAAUGUCAUGCAUUUAUUUGACUGUGGUUGAUUCUGGGAAAAAUGGUAAUGAAGCAAGUAUUGCACAUGUAAAGCACAUAUUGCACAUUGAAACCACACACCUGCUCACGCACUGCAAGAGACGGACAAAAAAAAAAACAUUAUCAAGCAAACACAUCAC